AUGUCUGGUCGAUAUAGAGGCGCUAGCUUGUCUCGAAAUGCUGAGUUGGCAAGCGUCAAGCUGGCUUCGCCAGUCAAAUCAAGGUAUCGCUACACAGAGUUCAAGUACCUUUAUUUCCAGAUCCAGAAGCUUAUCAAUAGAAAGGUGGUGCUCAGCCUUAAGUAUGAACAGUUGAAGACCCCCGAGAUCCGAAUUUCAUUGAUUAAGCCCUUGGUACAGACGAUUAUCGAUUUGAGUAAUGUUUCUGGUCUCCAUAACAAGUUCUCCAUGCAUUUCCCAAACCAUUACGAUCUCUCAUUUGAGACCCCGCAAUUUGCUCCAACUACGUACGGGAGCAUGAUCCAAGAGAAAUCAGAGCUGUCGAUAUCCACAAAUGUCAUCUAUGUCAUGUUACUAUUGCGUUACGAGUACAUGAUCCAAAGUGAGAACAACUUAAUCAUGUACGACUUGCUCACCACCAAAGCCAAUAUAUGUGAAUCCAUAGCCAUACGGAUGUUACGCGAGUAUCGAUCAAUGGAUCGAAUCAACUUGUUAUUGCUCAAUCCAAUGCGGCACCACUAUGAAGAAAAUGAGCUCUUGAAACAUACAAAGCAUUUGGACUGCUUCAAUACUCUUGAACUCUCUAUUCUUUCCAAGUCAAAGAAAUUCCUUUCGCAACCAGUGGUGGUGCAAAUUCUAGAUCGAAUUUAUAACGGUGAGCUCAUCAUUAAGGACCAUCAAAAUCCAACGGAUGCAAGCUGGAUCCAUCUAAUGACAUCCAGAAACGAAGAUGUCGAUUACGAAACUGGUCAAAGUAGCAAUAGCAGCACCCAAGAUUUGGGUGAAGAGAUAUCCGAUAACGAGAAGAGUGUGGUUAACUACAAAUUUAGCCGUGUGACAUUAAGCAAAGUCAUUAUCCGGUCACAUGUUGUACCCAAGUACCAGUCGUUGGUUAUCAACCUCAAAUAUGGUUUACUAACGGUUCUAUUCUUCAAUUUGGUGAUUAAACAUAAGAAUAAAACAGGAGAUAUGGAAGGAAAUUUCAUGGGAAAGAUCUUUUCUAUCUGUUUCUGGAUGCUAGCUCUCAGUUUCAACUUCGACAAUCUACUCAAGUUGAUGCAUAUUGAGUUUAAGUUUUUAAAGAAAAUUUUGUGGACAUUCUUUGAUCUUCUCAUAGUUAUCCUCAUUGAUAUUUCGUUCGGUAUGAGGCUCCUUCUUGGGUUCGAUAUGAUUUCACAUUCAACAUACUAUAGUGUGUUCAGUUUGAUUUCUAUUUUACUUUUCCCCCGAAUGCUCUCCGUGUUCAAUAACUAUGAGUUUUUCAACAUGUUGAUUGUUUCUUUCAAGAAGAUGUCAUUCAAUAUGAUAGCCAUGGUGUUCUUAUUUGCCUCCUUGAUUUUUGGAUUCUUCUUGUGCUUUAUCAGCUUGACUAUCGAUCUUUCAACAUCCGAAGUGGCUUUUACCAUGCUUCAAUUGUUUUUUGGGUUCACGCCUGCCGUAUGGGACCACUGGAAUAACUACAACGUUUUGGGUAGAGGAAUACAGAUCUCAUACUUAUUUCUCAUCCAGUUCAUUGUGGCCACCAUUCUCGCGAUUGUUUUGAGUAAUGUCUUCGUAAAGGUCAGUGAAACCAACAAAGAGGAGUUUGAGUACCUUAAGACCACAAAUUUGAUCAUCUACAUGAAAUGGGGCAAUCUCCACUGGUCGUCAGGCACGAGCAGAUUUGGAGUGAUUGCGGCAUUCAACUACAUUGUGAACAUCUUCAAGUUUCCGAUUAUUUUGGUGAUUUAUUUCUACGAGUUGCUUAUCAAGGACAACAAGCGACUCAUGCAGAAGCAACAGCGAGAUUUGAAGAACUUUACGUUUCUUUCACGAGAGGAUGACUAUUAUGGGGACCAGAAUCUCGUGCUGAUGAGCCAAAACAACGAUGAAGAUUCAGAUGUGAGUACGAUUUUGAUGAAAUCAAGAAGAGGAUCUCAGUUUGGCAACUUGCAAAUGCGCAGGGUGUCACCACUUGACAGUAAUGCACCAUUUGUCAGUGAACAUACAGAAAACAAGUUGAUCCCACAGAAAUCUACUCAGACGUUCAAUGCAUUUCGGAGUGGCCUGGUGGACUCAAUAUUUAUAGACGAGUACUUUGGACGAAAGUAUGGAGUGGGCAGAAAGCCCGAGAAGAAGAGGAAACGCAGUGUGAGCCAAGUGAAGCGAGCAAAGAGUCACAAUGUGGAGGUGAUGAAUAAAUUGGAUGAGCUUGAGAAUAUGGUGAGAAAGUUGAUGCAAGAGCCCGAGAAUGAUUUCACAGUGAAGGUUCUAGGGGAUAUUUACAAUGUUCCGGAGCAAAGUGCAGAUUUAGAUACCACGAGUAUUGAUUCUGAUUACUCUCGGAAUCUGAUGUAA
Sungouiella intermedia is the source of this 2376-nucleotide messenger RNA. Lineage: Eukaryota; Fungi; Ascomycota; Pichiomycetes; Serinales; Metschnikowiaceae. The record is from the annotation of a GenBank genome assembly.